CAUUUGCGCAUGCGCAGACGUGCGGGACUGCUUUGAGCGGGUCGCGAACUCUGACCUCCUGUAGCUGCAGUGAGCCGUCAGUUUACGCGAAUUUAUCAAAACAUCACAGUAUUUGGAUAAUUUCUCACGCGUUCAGGGUGGGCGUGUGACUGAUGGGGCGUUGCUGAGCCUUGGUUCUGACAGAAGGGUAUCAUGGAAGGAGAAAGUCCCAGAAUUCAGCUGGUGUCUGCAGAUGGGGGCCUGCAGAUUGUGACGGAGCAGCAGUUGGCUCAGAAGGUGCAGAUAGUCACAGCCAUUGAUCAGGCUGGAGCCGGCAAGCAGCAGUUUAUAUUAGCUAACCUGGAUUACCCCAACCAUGAGAAACUGUUCAUCAAACAGGAGAACUCACCAGCCAAGGUCAUCUUGACUUCUGCCGAUGGGUCAGCUGUCAAUCAACUGCUUUUUGCGUCACCUGAGCUGACAGGACAACAAAUCCAGUUUGUGACGGAGGGCUCAGAACAGGGCUCUACGAAGCCUCCAGUGGAGUAUUGUGUAGUUUGUGGAGACAAGGCCUCAGGUCGUCAUUAUGGAGCAGUGAGCUGUGAGGGCUGUAAGGGUUUCUUCAAGCGCAGCAUCAGGAAGAAUCUGGUGUACACGUGCCGCGGGUCUGGAGAAUGUGUCAUCAACAAACACCAUCGAAACCGGUGUCAGUACUGCAGACUGCAGCGCUGCAUGACCCUCGGCAUGAAACAAGACUCUGUUCAGUGUGAGAGGAAACCGGUGGAGGUGUCGAGAGAGAAGCCAGCAAACUGCGCACCCUCCAUCGAAAAGAUCUACAUCCGUAAAAACCUCUGCAGUCCUCUCGCUGCCAUGCCAACAUUUGUUAGUGAAAAAGAGACUACCAGGUCCACCAGUUUACUGGACUCAAACAUGCUCUUGAACAUCCAGCAGUCUCUUUCCAAACUUGACAACACCAUUUUAAUUCCUUCUUCACCAGAUCAGAAUGAUUCUAGUCAAGGAGAUCUGGGUACCUUGGCCAACGUGGUCACGUCUCUCGGUCACCUCAGCAAAAGUCGGGAGAUGAUGGACAGCAGUACCGACCUAUCGGGGAUAGAGACCAUGAGUAACGAUGACAGCGUUAUGAUGGACAUUCAAAGGGAUGAGUCGAAUGACGUCACACGGGCCUUUGACACGCUCACAAAGGUGCUUCAGCCUGGGGAGGUUUGUGGGGAAGAGAUGGCUGAGGGGGCUGUCAGGGUUGAUGAACAGACCACCGCCCUACUGGAACUGGAAGGACCGCUGCUCUCAGAUAUGCAUGUGCCCUUUAAGCUGAUGAUGCCGCUGCCCCUGCCAGACUUCCUGAGUCUGAAUUACAUCUGUGAAUCAGCUUCCCGUCUGCUUUUCCUCUCCAUGCACUGGGCACGCUCUAUUCCAGCUUUCCAGGCCCUUGGCUCAGAGAACAGCAUCACGCUGAUGAAGGCCUGCUGGAAUGAGUUGUUUGCUUUAGGCCUGGCUCAGUGUUCACACAUUAUGAAUGUAGAAACAAUCCUCACAGCCAUAAUCAACCACUUACAGACCAGCCUGGAUGAAGGUUUUUCUGCAGUUCACAGCACUAAUUCACUGACAAGAACAAGGGAAAGGACAAAAGAGACCUAA
Molecule: messenger RNA, 1635 nt
Organism: Sinocyclocheilus grahami
Lineage: Eukaryota; Metazoa; Chordata; Actinopteri; Cypriniformes; Cyprinidae
Product: nuclear receptor subfamily 2 group C member 1-like
Exons: 12
Coding region: 193-1635 (480 amino acids)
Biological process (GO): regulation of DNA-templated transcription
Molecular function (GO): sequence-specific DNA binding; DNA-binding transcription factor activity; zinc ion binding
Source: RefSeq, a predicted model, not a curated record